AACGCAAAACUCGAACCAUCGCGAACAUCGGGAUCUCGCCCCCAAACGGAUAAUUUGAGAUUUCACCGCCUAGAAAUCCAAGCCGCUGGACGUGAUCGUCGUCUCAUAAACCCUAAUUCAUCUCGCGAUUUGCUCUUCUUUAAUCUCCAAAUGUUUCGGAAACUCUGUUCUUCUCUCUCUCGCUCCACCUUCUCCCCAAUUCCCACCAAACCCAUCCCCAAAUCCGGUCCUUAUCCCCAAUUUCUCCGUCAACAUCCUCGCUUCUGUUCUUCUUCCUUGAAAAUGACCGAUACCCAGGCGCCGAAUAGCGCUGAAAACCCUAAUCCCGGCGCGAUUUCGUCCCCCACUAAGCCCGAAUUGCUUCGCGCGCUCGAAUUCCAUCUGGGCUCCUGCUUCUCCGUCGACCCGAUAAGCCCUCCGCCGGUUCCGCUCAUCAUCGUAAUCAGUGGUCCGAGCGGCGUCGGGAAAGACGCGGUGAUUAAGAAGCUCCGUGAAGUGCGCGAGGGUCUGCAUUUCGUCGUCACCGCCACGAGCCGAGCGAUGCGGCCCGGUGAAAUCGACGGCAAAGACUAUUUUUUUGUGUCCAGGGACGAGUUCUUGUCAAUGGUGGAGAAAGACGAGCUUCUGGAGUACGCCCUCGUCUACGGCGAAUACAAAGGAGUACCCAAGAAGCAGAUUCGAGAGUUCAUGGCGAAAGGGUACGAUAUCGUUCUGAGAGUCGAUAUUCAGGGAGCUCAGACACUGCGGAAGAUUCUGGGUAACUCCGCCGUGUUUAUUUUCCUUGUGGCGGAGAGCGAGCUUGCGAUGGUGGAGAGGUUGAUUGAUCGGAGGACUGAGAGUCAGGAGGAGCUGCUUGUUAGGGUUGCGACGGCGAGAGAAGAAGUUAGGCAUCUGAAGAACUUCGAUUACGUAGUGGUGAAUGCAAAAGGGAAGCUUGACGACGCUGUUAUGCGGGUCGAGUCCAUCAUCGAUGCCGAGAAGGCUAAGGUUCAUCAGAGGAGUGUCAGAAUAUGAUCAUCUCGCUUGUUUCCUUCUUUCAUUGCAGUCCUUUUCAGGUUACGCAGAUUUGAUCAUCGGGGGAAGGGAUUACGUAAGGGAAACUGCAGCGGUUUGCUUAUGCAGGAAUGCAUGCGUAUCGGCAUCGGACUGAUUCAUGUACCUGAGAAGACGAAUCCUUGUUCUCCAUGUCUUUGCACUCGUAUGCCUCCUCCUCCUUCUUCUUUCAGAUUAACAGUUUCUAUUCUCUGUGUUACAUAACACUGGCAUUGAUUCAUUUUAAUCCCAGAAGUGGCAAAUGAUGCAAUCUUCAAAGGUUCAUGGUUUUGCCAAAAUCAAACGCAUAUAAAUCAUAGUAGAUUCUAUUGUUUGUUUAAGAAGGAUCUUGCAAGAGCAUUGAGGGGAUGGAAUGAUGUUUGAGUCCUGCAGAAACUAUGCUUGCUUUGGUUGUUUUCUUAGCAGCCUUUUUGCUUCUGUUUGAUUGUAACUUCAACUGGUCAAGUAAUCUGGAACCUAUCUGAUGAGUAUUAUUAUUACAUGAGUUCCAAUCAUUUCGGAACUUGGUUUUGCCCACGAAACAA
Messenger RNA from Tarenaya hassleriana, 1577 nucleotides. RefSeq names its product guanylate kinase 3, chloroplastic. The transcript has 2 exons. Gene Ontology annotation, molecular function: GMP kinase activity. Gene Ontology annotation, biological process: purine nucleotide metabolic process. Gene Ontology annotation, cellular component: cytosol. Bases 151 to 1014 code for a protein of 287 amino acids. The record is from RefSeq and is a predicted model, not a curated record. NCBI's taxonomy places the organism in Eukaryota, Viridiplantae, Streptophyta, Magnoliopsida, Brassicales, Cleomaceae.